Molecule: messenger RNA, 666 nt
Organism: Adineta ricciae
Lineage: Eukaryota; Metazoa; Rotifera; Eurotatoria; Adinetida; Adinetidae
Source: the annotation of a GenBank genome assembly
AUGAAUUUGAACACACGCUUUUUCACCGAGCAUAACUAUCAACAUAGACUGCCAGCGAGAGGCUAUCGUUCGCCGUUGAGUUUUCGCUCUGGACCAGUUUUGCAUACUUCACGAUCAUCAUUCAAUCGAACCAACCGAUGCGAAUCAUUCUUACCGCCGGUCAUCACUGGUCGAGGACAUUAUGAUGGCGAAAAACCAUUCCAUCGAAAUGAUUUUGCGAAUAAUGUCCUAUUUGUUGCCAAACAGAAACUAGCUGGUAUACUCUGUAAUCAAACAACGAGAAAUUACGAUCGAAACGAACCAGAACAGAGAGCUCGUCGAUUAGCUGAGAAAACUAAACAGCAACAACAACAACAACAACAACAAGAGAGUUCGUUUAAUAACAAGUCAAAUUCAUAUGGUCGUUUGACUGUGACCAAUUUGGUCUUAAAACCUACACUACCGUCAUCGUACCGUCGUUCACGAGCAAUGCGGCUGCAACCUAAAACUUCUCGCCCGUCCAUAGAGUGGGUUAAUCCUGCAUUGGAACAGUAUCACGGACACUUAUUCAACUAUUCAAUCGGUGAAGAUUCGCAAGCAAACACAAACAUUUCUGAAUUGAUCGAUGAUCAUCCGGUACAAUCAUCAGUCUCAUAUGUCAAAUCCAUGCUCUUAUCAAUAGACUGA